This is a messenger RNA of Fibroporia radiculosa, 1008 nucleotides long. RefSeq lists its product as uncharacterized. The record is from RefSeq and is a predicted model, not a curated record. The coding region runs from base 1 to 1008 and encodes 335 amino acids. Gene Ontology annotation, biological process: negative regulation of translation; mRNA catabolic process. NCBI's taxonomy places the organism in Eukaryota, Fungi, Basidiomycota, Agaricomycetes, Polyporales, Fibroporiaceae. The transcript is spliced from 6 exons. Gene Ontology annotation, cellular component: P-body; CCR4-NOT complex; CCR4-NOT core complex.
AUGGCGGGGCUCAUCUCACCCAGACCUGUGUCGUAUUUGCAGCACAACCUACAGUAUAACCCCUACUCUCGCAGUGCUGGCGCAGGCUACGCAGAAACGCCGUCUAAUCAGCUUGUUAUGCUCUCUCAUCCCGCUCACCAAUCCGCCAUCUCCUUCACCGGCGGUCCCUCCCCAGCCACCGGCAUUCGAGCCCAUGAAGACAGCAAAAUUUACCCUCUGGUCAUUGACUUGCUGGACUCGAACACCCGCGAGGCCGCGCUGUUGGAACUGAGCAAGAAGAGGGAGCAGUACGAACACCUCGCGCUCAUCCUAUGGCAUUCCUUUGGCGUCAUGCCCGCGCUUCUUCAAGAAAUUGUUUCCGUCUACCCAUUACUAUCGCCUCCUAAUCUCACUGCCCAUGUAUCGAACCGGGUGUGCAAUGCCCUAGCCCUCCUACAAUGUGUAGCUUCGCACCCCGACACCCGUCAAUUGUUCCUCAAUGCCCAUAUCCCCUUAUUUUUAUAUCCUUUCCUGAAUACUACUUCCAAGACGCGACCUUUUGAAUACUUGCGCCUCACUUCCCUCGGCGUGAUUGGCGCCCUUGUGAAGCAAAACGACAACAACACCGUCAUCCACUUCCUUCUGUCCACGGAGAUCAUCCCUCUCUGCCUCCGCAUCAUGGAGACCGGCUCCGAGCUAUCCAAAACUGUCGCCAUCUUCAUCGUGCAAAAGAUUCUGCUUGAUGAAACUGGGCUCACGUACAUAUGCCACACCUACGAGCGGUUCUACGCCGUUGGUGCGGUCCUCAGCAAUAUGGUCAAUCAACUCGUAGAAACACAGGCUGUUCGUCUCCUCAAACAUGUCGUUCGAUGUUACUUGCGCUUAAGCGAUAAUCUGAGGGCAAGAGAGGCUCUCAGAGCCUGCCUCCCUGAGCCAUUGCGCGAUAAUACUUUUGCUGCACUUCUCAAGGGUGAUAUGGUCACAAAACGAUGCUUAACUACUCUCCUGAAUAAUCUCAACGAGCAAUAA